GGUCGCUUCUUCCCCUGAAUCCGUUGCUUAAUCAUAACACUACGUAACAUUUGCUCAUGCUAGGAGAGGAAGGCAGGAACCACAGGUAACCGAGCCCGAGUCUAACGGGUCUAUCACGAACUACCCACUGGCUACUCACUUGACUGUGCGCUUCCUGCCCUUUAUGCCCGAGUCGAUCCCUUUGAACCGCUUUGACCUUGCACAGGGGUCACCAUACAACAGGAUGUCCGAAUCCUACUCAAUCCCCCGUCCCAGUGGUGCUACUCGGCGUCCUAAUCGGCGUUGGACAGCCUCUCUCAUCACGUCCUAUAUCUUUGACUGGGUCAUCCUCGCUGUAGCUGCCGCUGUCGGGGGCGUUCUAGCCAUUAUUGGACCUAACAAGCGUCACUUUUCGCUUGUUGACCCUACCAUAUCAUUUCCCUUCACCGAGAGAGAGACCGUUCCCGUCUGGUUGCUGCUCCUUCUCGUCGUUCUCGCUCCCGCCGUCAUCAUCCUCCUCGUCUGCCUCAUCUUCGUUCCCGGAGCCACCGCACCCAAGGGGACUCCGAAGUCCUUAAUAUGGCGGAGGAAACUGUGGGAACUGCACGUAGGCUGGCUUGGCCUUGCUUUGGCGGUCGUCGCCGCUUGGUUCGUCACCAGCGGUAUGAAGAACAUGUUUGGCAAGCCUCGCCCUGAUCUGCUGUCGCGGUGCGAACCCGACCUGGCCAAUAUUGAGCGUUAUAUCGUUGGGGGAAUUGGCCGCAAUCAGGCCCAAGCCCCUUCCACGCUCGGCUUGGACCAAGUUAUUGGUAUCGGAACGCUCGUGUCGGCGGAUAUAUGUCAAACCACUGACUCCUCCAAACUCGAUGAGGGGUUUCGCAGCUACCCUUCCGGCCAUGCCAGCUCCUCGGCAGCGGGCCUGAUUUAUCUCUCUCUCUUCCUAGCCAGCAAAUUCGCCGUUACCAUACCUUUCGUCGCUUACCAGGGCGAUGCGGCCUCGCACUCCGCAUUCCCUUCGCGCCUCGCGACAUCUGCACCCCCGGCAUCGGAUAAGCGACAUGGCUUUCCUCUGGCUGCAACGCCCUCGGACCGUCUAGCGAGCCACAGCAAGAUGGUAACCGCUAUUCGCCGUCAAGCCGCCGCCCCGCCAUUGUAUCUUCUCUGUCUUGUUCUUGUCCCUUUCUUCUUGUCUAUUUUCAUUGCCGGCUCUCGCUGGUUCGAUUAUCGCCACCAUCCUUUCGACAUCCUCUUCGGCUACUUCAUUGGCCUGCUCUCAUCCAUUUUCGCCUUCUACUAUUACCACCUCCCCAUCCAACACGGUGCGGGCUGGGCUUGGGGUCCUCGGAGCAACGAUAAGGCAUGGUGGGCUGGUGUUGGGUCCUACAGCUAUGCUACCGACAAAAAGGACUUGGACGUGCCCGGUGACGUGGAGGAGAGCGUUGGAUUUAGGGCGCAUGACGGCGCGUCUACAACUCAGAUUGCCCAGCCAAAGGAUCACGAUGAUGUUACCAGGCCCAACGGACAUGGCUUGGAACAAAGUCACCUUAGCCGGAGAGAGCAUCCUAACUCUGCCCAGAUGGGUCAGAGAUCGAUAGCCCAUGGCGACCAGCCAGAAGCGUACCAGCUGCAGCCAAGUUCGUCAACUCAGGUUCAGCACGACGGAGAAUGGGGACGCGAGGAGAGGUUUGGCCAUGCGAUCUGAAUAAGCAUCUCUGGACGGAAAUAUGAAAAUUAUGGUGUUAAUUGCACACGCACAUGACUUUGUUUAUAAGUGGCACGAACUGCAGGUAGGAGUUAGGACGGCGUAUCGGUUAGAAAGUUUCCAUCUUGGAAAACGUGAGCAAACGGAUAUUCAACCACCCCUCGCCUUGCAACGAAUUGGGAGCUUGUCGGCGUUCUUGUCGCCGGUGUAUCACGGGUUUACAAGUGAUGGGUAGAAAGCGACCCGUUAAUAUUUGUUCAUUAUAACGUAACAACGCACGCUCAAACAU
Molecule: messenger RNA, 1970 nt
Organism: Sodiomyces alkalinus F11
Lineage: Eukaryota; Fungi; Ascomycota; Sordariomycetes; Glomerellales; Plectosphaerellaceae
Product: PAP2-domain-containing protein
Exons: 2
Coding region: 164-1681 (505 amino acids)
Biological process (GO): phospholipid metabolic process
Molecular function (GO): phosphatidate phosphatase activity
Source: RefSeq, a predicted model, not a curated record